Lates calcarifer (barramundi perch) is the source of this 8979-nucleotide messenger RNA. RefSeq names its product tight junction protein ZO-2. Gene Ontology annotation, biological process: cell-cell junction organization; establishment of endothelial intestinal barrier; positive regulation of blood-brain barrier permeability. The transcript is spliced from 23 exons. Gene Ontology annotation, molecular function: cell adhesion molecule binding. The coding region runs from base 1732 to 5355 and encodes 1207 amino acids. Gene Ontology annotation, cellular component: plasma membrane; bicellular tight junction. NCBI's taxonomy places the organism in Eukaryota, Metazoa, Chordata, Actinopteri, Centropomidae. The record is from RefSeq and is a predicted model, not a curated record.
AUACUCCCCUUCUGCAUCAACACACCACUGCAUUCUGGUCUUCCACUUAUCAAAGCAGUGCAGUAGGUCUUCUUCAGACAGUUGUCUCAGAACCUCUGUGGUUCUUUUCUUAACUUCUGACACAGACUCAAAUCGUGUUCCUUUGAGCACAGAUUUGAUCUUAAAAAGGAAAAAGUCACACGGUGCUAGAUCAGGUGAACAGGGAGGGUGAUCAAGCACUGGGAUUUGUUUUUGGGCCAGAAGCUGCUUUUCCUUUUGAUCAGGAGUCAGAGGUUUUGGGACAACUUUGGCACACACUUGUCAUGUUCAAAUUUUCAUGCUAAAUUUGCUGAACUGUCUCUUUAUCAGUGGACACUAUUUCUGCUCUCAUUCUUAUACUGAGUCCUUUGUUGAAUGUUUUCAGAAGUGCCUUCACUAAAUCUUUUGUGCCAUUCAAACACAUGUACAUGUGACAUGCAGUGUUCCCCACACAAUGUACAAAAAGAUUCAGCUGCUGUUUUGUUCAAUCUUAACAAAAAUGUCAAGUUAAUGUGUUUCUCAGUUUUUAAACUAAUCAUUUUCCAACGCCUUAGCAAAACCAUGUGCACUUGAAUCAGUAGUUAGCAGUGAACUAAAGAUGUUAUUAUCUUAUUGGAAACUUACAGCAGUUGUGUGUGAACACCCAACCUUUAAUAUACAACAUCAGUGUGACUGUGGGUUGUUAAUCAGUUCAUUUUUCAUUUUUAACAUGUAUGUGUCCACUUCGUGACAAUUCUUCAAAGGCUGCUGGCUGGAGUUUUAUUCUAAGUGUUCACAUCGUGUGGAAAAAGUAACCGUACACUGUGCAGUUCAUCUGCAAGCUGAUUAGAGUACAUAGUACUGCAUGUAGGCUACACUGCCUUUUGUCUUUUCUUUUAUUUAUGAAUGUCAUAUUUCAUCCUUCAUAUGUUAACAGACAGAACAUCAAAGCUGUUUGCAGGAAGUCAGGCAAUACAUCCAGGAGUUCCUCCCUUCCAGCCCAAAAUAUCUAAACUGUAUCAACAAGGCAAGAAGCAAAAAAAGGCUUAAUUCCACCUCCUCGAGGUUCAUGAACAAUCAGGACUGUGUCUGUCAAUAAGCUUUAAAAACACAGAGAAAUCUAAAAAAUAUAUUAUUUGAUUGUCACUUGAAGAUUAGAAACUGAAACAAAAAACAACUACAGGCUCUCCCAACACAUGAAAGGUACAUGCACCAACAACAAAGUCUGUCUUCAUACUUCAACAUCCCUUCUCUUCAUGUCAUCACAAGUAAGAGCCAAAAGGAUCUCAAGUGUAACUGGCGGAAAGGAGGAAAUUUCCGUCAGUUCUUGUGGUGGAUUUAGCCGGAGAGAGGUGUUCAGUGAGUUCGGUUGCUCUAAGAAAUGAGUCAGCUGACAGACUCACACUGGAUACAUGAAGUGCUGCUACUUCCAGCAAAUACAACACAGCGAUUCCAACGAAGGAAACAGGAAAUGUGAGCUUCCAUGAUUGUCGUGUUGUCUAGCAGCAGUGUGAGCUGACAGUUGUGCUGGUCGCUCGGAUGGACCUCCCUCUUUCUGCCUGCUGGCUCCAGUAGGCUGUCCGCCCGCAGGAACUCUAGCCUGGCAGCGACGAGGGCGGAGAUAUGUUUCAUUUCAGAAAUUAGCCUCUACGCAAACCACCGUCUGAAUUCACACUGCUUUGGUUUUAACUGCGACGACAGAGCGACUGAUCAGCCGAGUCGAGGGGAAGCAGGAUGCCGGUGAAAGGCGGAGGAAGACUGGCCUCUUACCCGAGCAAGAGCGAAAAUGUCGGAAGCUCCGGGAUGGAAGAGAUGGUCUGGGAGCAGUACACAGUCACUCUUCAGCGGGACUCUAAGAUGGGUUUUGGUAUUGCUGUGUCAGGUGGGCGUGACAACCCCAAUGUGGAAAAUGGUGAGACGUCAAUCAUUGUGUCAGAUGUGCUUCAAGGAGGACCAGCAGAUGGAUUACUCUUUGAGAAUGAUCGCGUCAUUCAGGUCAACUCCAUCCCAAUGGACAACGUGCCUCAUUCCUUUGCUGUGCAGUCACUCCGUAAAUGUGGCAAAGUGGCCAAAAUAACGGUGAAGAGACCUCGUAAGGUAGCAGUUCAGUCCCUGAAGCAGCCCCCCUCCCCAAGCGGAGACAGCCGGGAAUACACCCCCCCCACCCACUACUAUGACGCUGACAACGACAAUGGCUGGUACCGUGAUGAAGGUCGGGACCACACCUCUGACAGCAAAGGAUACCUGGACCCUGAGUACAGGGGAGGGCGGGACUACAACCAGAGAGGAAGGAGCCGUGGGAGGAGCCAGGAGAGAAUCUCACCCAGCCCAGACAGAUCCAGGAGGGAGGGUAGCCGGGACCGAGCCCUGGACACCAGCACUGACCGUCAGAGGUACCACAGCAGAGGACGAAGCCCAGGGGACAGUUACCGUAUGGAGGACAAGUAUGAGCGAGGAGAAGGAGGAGGAGGAAAAGGAGGGAGGUAUAGGAGCAGGGACCAGCUUAAUGAAAUCCCUCCCUCCCCAGAACCCUCCAGAGAGCUGGAGCCACUGGAAAAACCUGUCAACGUCAUGCUGGUGAAGAACAGACCCAACGAAGAGUAUGGUCUACGUCUGGGGAGUCAGAUCUUUAUCAAACAGAUGACCAGCACAGGCCUGGCUGCCAAGGAUGGGAACCUGCAGGAGGGAGACAUCAUUCUCAAGAUUAAUGGGACAGUGACAGAGAACCUCUCUCUGCAUGAUGCUGGGAAGCUGAUAGAGAAAUCCAGAGGGAAGCUGCAGCUGGUGGUCCAGAGAGACCGCCGCCAGAUCCUUGUCCGCAUCCCCCCCCUUGCAGACUCUGACUCUGAUAAUGAUGACAUAUCAGAGAUGGAGUCAUACCAUUCCUAUUCUCCUCCAGAAGAGAGAAGGUCUCGCCAAUCUGACCUGUCUUCCCACUCCUCUAAUGAAAGAGAUAACCCCAGGCAAGAACCCAUGAGGACAACCAAGAUGUCAGCCAUGGCCUCCCCAUUCAGAGUACCUGAAGAUCCCCAUGCCUCAGUUGAUCUGGACAAAGACACACCAUUCAUAGAGGAGCCUCCAGUUGCUGCAACAGCCACGCCCAAGAUUCUUCUUCGACCGAGUCCAGAAGAUGAAAAAAUAUAUGGGCCAAACACAGUGAUGGUGAAUUUCCAGAAGGGGGACAGUGUUGGGCUUAGGCUGGCAGGAGGUAAUGAUGUUGGCAUCUUUAUUGCUGGUGUUCAAGAGGGCAGUCCUGCUGAGGAGGAGGGCCUGCGCAUCGGAGACCAGAUCUUAAAGGUGAACAACGUUGAUUUUCAAGGUGUAGUGAGAGAGGAAGCUGUGCUCUUCCUGUUGGAGAUUCCUAAAGGGGAGGUGGUCACUAUCCUGGCCCAGAGCAAACCUGACGCUUAUAAUGAUAUCUUGGUAUCGGGACGUGGAGACUCCUUCUUCAUCCGGACCCACUUUGAGUAUGAGAAGGAGACUCCUCAGAGCUUGGCCUUCAGCCGGGGGGACAUCUUCAAGGUGGUGGACACCCUGUAUGAUGGCAAGCUUGGCAACUGGCUGGCAAUCCGUGUUGGCAAGGAGAAGCAGCUGCUGGAGAAGGGAAUCAUCCCCAACAAGAGCAGAGCGGAACAGAUGGCCAGUGUCCAGAGCUCCCAUAAAGCAGCUGUGGGCGAUCGAGCUGACUUCUGGCGGUUGCGAGGCCAGCGUUCUGUGAAGAGGAAGGACCUGAGGAAGAGCAGAGAAAACCUGAGCAGUCAGACCCUGGCCACUCGCUUUCCAGCGUACGAACGAGUGGUGCUCCGAGAGGCUGGUUUCCGUCGUCCUGUGGUUCUGUUCGGCCCCAUCGCUGACGCUGCUAAUGAGAGACUGGCCUCUGAGAUGCCCAACCUGUUUGUCAUUGCCAAAACUGAACCAAAAGAUGCUGGCUCUGAGAAGUCCUCUGGUGUGGUUCGUCUGAACACCAUCCGACAAAUCAUUGAGCAGGACAAGCAUGCCCUGCUGGAUGUGACACCCAAGGCAGUGGACACCCUGAACUACACCCAGUGGUACCCCAUUGUCAUCUUCUUCAACCCAGACAGCAAGCACGGCAUCAAGGCCAUGAGACAGAGGAUCAUCCCCAGUUCCAACCGCAGUGCCCGCAAACUCUAUGAACAGGCCAUCAAACUGAGGAAGACCUGCUCUCACUUAUUCACUGCCACCAUUGAUCUGAUCUCAUCCAACGAUGCCUGGUAUGGCAGUGUGAAAGAUUCCAUCAGAGAGCAGCAGAUGCAGGCUGUCUGGGUGUCUGAUGGAAAGCUGGAGGGAGUAGAGAGUGAUCUGGACUGCCAGGAUGUGGAGCGUCUGUCCUUCCUGUCCGCCAUGUCUGCCGACUAUCUCAGCAUGGACAGCCGGCUGACCUCCGACCUUGAUGACACCGCUGAUGAGGGGGGGGCCUACACUGACAAUGAGCCUGAUGUGGAGACAGUACGCAUCUCUGCCAUCAGCCGCUCAUCUGAACCUGUCACAGCUGAGGAGAUCUUGCGCAGAUACAGUCCAGACAUUAGGGGCCGCAUGAGGAAAAUCAGCAGCCGGGAAGUGCUCAAUAGGUCUAGCCCUCCGGCUGUCUCCUUACCAGACAGCAAGGUGAAAUUGCCUCUGAGGGAUGAUCGGGUCUUUGUAUCAGGCUCCAUCAACUCACACCAUCAUCCUCGCCAACACCACCCUCCACCCCCAAGCUCCAGCCAAAGUUACGAUUCUCCAUCCAGCAGCAGUCCUGCCAGCAGCAGCAACGAUCCUCCACCACCCAUCCCUCGUUCAGCUGCUUUGUCUGGCCCGCCGCCCCCUCCUCCAGCUCACCAUCUCAACUCCUUCAGCAAACUGCAUCCUUUGGGAGUACCCCAACCCUCCACCAUGCCCACUCCCAGCAGCUGCGGGAGCACGGCACAAACUGCAGCUCACUCACCUUUGGCUCUGCCCAAUGCGACCAUUGCAGCCUGUAGGCAGCAGGGGGAGGCAGCAGAUGACAGCUCUGUGGAGGAUCCAUCUAUGAAGUCCUUCUUGGGGAAGAUCAAAGCCUUCGAGAAGAUGGAUCAUUUUGCCCGAUCCCAAAGGAUGCUGGAACUGCAGGAGGCACAGAAUGCCAGGUUGGAAAUCGCUCAGAGGCACCCAGACAUCUAUGCUGUUCCAUUGAAGACAGCCAAGCUGGAUCACAGUCGCCCACAGCCUAUCGGCUCCAGCUCCCAUUCUGAACCCCUGACUACUCCAUCCUCCAAGGAGGGAUGUCCCUUCUACCCGACCAAAGAGGAGGCAGAGGAGGGGGUAGUACCAGGAUAUUAUACCACCAACUCCCACCAGUACCAGGACACCGAACUGUAGGGUCAGCACACAGCAGCUGUGCCUGCCUCCAGCCUCUUGGACAUACAUGUACACAUAUACUGCAUAUGCAGUCUAUAUACACACUUACCAUUCCAUCAUGCCCUGCACAAGUCAGCUGCUGACUUUGAAAUGACUGUUGCGUCUUUGAUAUUGAGGGAAAAAUGCUUUUUUUCUUCAAAGAAGAUAAAGUAAUCUGUACUAUCCAUUUGGAUACAAACACACUGUCUCCACUUUAGUUGUUUUGUUAUAUUUAAUUGUUAAUUUCUUUCGUACCACUUUUAAAUGGUCAAAACUGAGAGAUCAGGAACCACUUGUUUUCUUGUUUUCUUGCCUAUGCAACUCUUCAGUUUGUGCGCAGCAACUGAAACCUAUUGCCUAGAGUUUUGCUCUCACAAAAACCUCAACAAACCUAUUUGCCCACAAUGCGCUUUAUCACAUUUAUCACAUCUUUCCCCUUCUUUUUUAAGCUCCUAUUAUUGCCAGCUAAGGUUAUAUAUAUAUAUAUAUAUAUAUAUAUAUAUAUAUAUAUAAAGUGUUUAUACUCUGUCUUUGCAUUCCUUCCUAUAUGACAAUGCCUGUGUAUACAUACAGUAUCUAUCUAUCUAUUUAUCUAUAUAUAUAUAUAUAUAUAAAACACAACACAAACAUACAUAUAUACAUAUAUAUAUUCUAUAUAGUAACACUGGAAUUUGUUACAAUUUUUUGAAGUGCCUUUUACUUUCUUGGUCCCAUGAGGUAUGGGUUGUCUUUCCUCCGCCCCUCAACCACCCAGCCGGACUAAAACCUCUGCUGCUGUCAAGCUUAAAGGUAAACCAGGGAACCAGUGACACCAAAACCUUAAUGCUGUCCCCACAUGCUGUACUGUCUACUGUUACCUCCAGUGACAAAACUAACCCACAAAAAUACAGUACAUACCCUUCUGCCAGUCCUAUCUGCCAUGUGUAAGAAAGAGCAGACUGUCCAAUCUCUUGAAUUCAGUCAAGAACAAUGUCAGUCUAAGACCAGCUUGAACUUUUUAAUUGAGAUCAUUACAAUAGGUUAAAGUUUUAAUGUGCAACGGCCCAGUCACUCUAGCAUUAACAAAACCAAAUUGCAUGGCAAAAUCAAUGAACUGAUUAAGUGGAAGUGGCACCAUCAAUUGACUAGCUCAUGAAGAUGAAGUAAAUCUUCUCAAAUGUUUCAUGUCAGUUUCAGUUCUGGUGAACUUUGACAUAUGCCAUUAGUUUGCAGGAGUAAAGAGCCAGAGAUUCCAACACAAACUAUUGUAGCUUAUCAGCUGUGUUGCACUUUUUUAUAACCUCUUCACAAAAAGGGAUUUUAGACAGUUAGGAUAAAAGUUGAUGUACAAAUACUGUAUGUCUUCAAUAAACUGUAAAUCUGUCAUCCUUCUAGCUUGUCAAACUAACUAGAUAAAAUGCUAGCUAACUCAGGAGGGUAACUAUGACUGACUUGCACCAUAGGCUGGCUAGCAUGUAAGGGGUUUUUGGGCCAUAGGAAAUAUUUUGUUGUGGCACCACAGCUGGCCACUUGGCUCUCUCUUAAUACAUCACACAAGUUAGCUUGCAAGCCUCAGUAGGUUGUCAGCUAGUACUGUGAGUAGUCAUUACAUCACCAAGCUUCUAAACUAUUUCACCAGUACAUCCAAUGAAAUUUGCUGUUCAACCGUCUGGUGUGACUGGGCCUUAAGAUUCCUUUUUCCUAUUUGUGCCAUCUUUGGUGCUCAGUAGUCACUGCUGUGCUGUUUCUGAACUGCUCCUGUUGGCCAGAAAUGAUUGUUAGUCUGUAUGGCUAGAAGAGCUAUGUCCUUUGUCUUGGAAUGUUUGUUGAUGAAGUUAAUGCAGGUGGUGUCCUCUACUGUAUUUCAGCCAUGGUGGCUAUCACUGCCGAUGCGAACAACCCAGUUAAAUAAUAAGGUUGCUGAUAUUCUUUUUCUUUUUGUCAACAAAUCCCAUGUUGGAAAAAUGAAUGUCUCCUGACAAGUACUGUAUUGUGUGUGUAUCCAGAGCCUGAUAUAUAUUAUUCCUCUGUGCCAUAGAGCUCCAUUGUUGUCCAAAAAGUGUUCAGAUAUUCACUAGAGCACCAAAUGUGUUAAUGCACAGCUGAAAAUAAUUCUCAACAAAUGCACUAUUUUCUACUUUUUGAUUAAGAUUCAGCUCAAUUUUAUUUAUAUAGCACCAAAUCAUAACAUAUGUUACCUCGAGGCAUUUUGCAGAGUAAGGCUGAGACCUUACAAUACUAUAGAACCCCAACCAUCCAUUGUAUCACUGUUACUAUUAUUGUAACAACCAGUCUGACAGUGCUUGAUUAGCUGCUCCUGGUUGCUCUCCCUUCUUUCUCCCCUUCUCCCCCCGCUAUCUCCUCUCUCCCCCAUUUUUCUCUUCUCAACCCAACUGGUCGAGGUAGACAGCUGCCCAACUUAAGGCCAGUUCUGUCUCUUUCUUCCUGUGAAAAGGGAGUUCUACCUCUCCACUGUCAUCAAAUACUGCUCAUGGUGGGAACGGACUAACACAUUGUCGGCUUUGGUCUUUAUGUGGAGUUUUAUUGACAGUACAAAGAAUAUUAAAUAACAGCUGUGUCUGAUUUCAUAAGUUUCCACAGAAGACUGAAUAAGAGGAGCAGAAUCACCCAUCUAGCUUUCAGUCCUCUAAAGGUUUAGGAGGCCAUAGGGCAGGGCCCACCUGAAAGCCCUUAUCACAUCAUUCGAUUUACAAUGAAAUCAGCACAAAAUGUUGACACGGUAAACUUUCAGGGCCCAAGGGUAGUAGCCCAUGUACUAGGUUAGUAAUCCAGCUUUGUCUUAAGGAUACACCUUUGUGGGCUGCGUGCUUCCAAGGGGAUAGACUCUGACUUGAGACACAGCUUCUUUUAUUAUUCCAAACAAACCAGAAACAUUAUUAACACGUCUUCCUAUAUGCCAGUAGACAUUUCCCUACAAAAACCUACUAAACAUGGAGAAAAGCAACAGUAAAAUCUUUAAUCAUCAUCAUCAUCAUAAUAAUCAUCCACAGAGUGGAGCAAUGAGUAUGACAUAUGUGUUUAAAUUUGUUGGCAUACUGGAAAGAUAGUUAGUGUCAUAACCUUAAGGAUCAUAGGUUAAAUUGCUGAAAAAGGCAAUAAGUGCGCAUUAACAAUCAUCUCCAUCAACUGUGGUAAAAGUAUGCAAUAAAAUUGUGUAGCACUAGUUGAAGGAAAUAAAUACACCCAGAAGGAAACCUGUGACAGAUGAGUCAGAGGCCACAUUUGCUAACGUACAGUGACUGGGUCCCAGCUUUGAGUGUGAGUGUGUAUUCUGCUCAGGUCCUGGUGUCUGUGGUGGAGGCAGUCAGCUGUCUUUUUUCUGGGCUUUGCCAUCAGUGAGUCUGAAUGGUGUCCCACAGGUUUCAAAUAUGCUUGAUUGUAUAUCUCAGUUCAGUCUUUACUUCCACACGAAUUACAGAGUACUUAUUUUCAGAAUCUAAGUGCUAAUAAAUGAUAUCCUUCACAUGGAUUGGAGAAUACUGUGCUGUGUCAUGGCAGAUGGUGAUAUUACAAAUGAGACAGAGAAUGAGAAGAAUGACUGGUCUGUGUCUGCUGCGUUUUUCCAUGUUUUCACUUUAAGACACCAAAUAAAAAGUCUUAACCACA